UCGAGCAAAGGAAGCAACGUGAGAAGUGAGAAGAGAACUGAGAAGACUGUUGGGAUGAGCGUUUUCGGAGGAGAUAGCUGGGCAAGAGAGGCACAACACCGUAAGAGAAGAGUCGAUGAUUUGAUCAUCGGAAGUAUAGGCGGCGCCGCCUCGUCCUCCGCUUACAAGAAGCUCUCCUCCGGCAAAUUCGCAUGCCUUGUUUGCCCUCACAAUCCCGUCCUUGAUACCGCCCUUGUGCUCUCGGCUCAUCUAAAAGGAUCACGCCAUCGAGCUGCAGAGUCGAGGCUUAAGGAAAAGGAAUUAGCGAGGCAAGCCGAGAUAAGUAAGAGAAUAGCAUUGUCAGAGCAUGUUACUGCUACUUGCAGCAAUGUGAAUUCUAGUUCUAACAAAUUUAGACCAACAAGUAAACCGUUGAUUGACAACACCCGGAAGGCUGUUUCUGAGAUGCUUAAAGCUGAAAAUUUUCAGCGAGAUGCAAUGUGUCAAGCGUUUGAGCUACAAGGUGGUAGGAGCGAAGCGGUUAGUCUGUCAAUUAGUGAGAGUGGCCCUUGUGUUCCAACAGAUGUAGCUCCAGAACAUAAAGGCGUUGCAUAUGUAGCAUAUGAUCGAGAACGCCAUGAGAGAGAGCUUAAGUUCACUGCUGCUGGUUGGAAGCGUGAUUGCCAUGGUAGAUGGUUCAAGGACGAAAAUGUUGAUUUUGAUUCCGAUGAAGAAGAUCCUAACGUGUGUCUUGCUUAACAAAUGGAGGAAGACAAUGCCAGAUAUGGCACCCAUCACCCCUCAGAAUACAUGUAAUUGAUGACAGCCUAACGAGCAGCAUGGACAGCACAAAUAAGGGAUAAGGCUGAAGUUAAUUCAUUCCCCCGCCAUUCUUGACAGCUAGGAGUUUGCACAGUGAUCUCAAGUAAAUAGCAUCUGCAUUCCCUACGGGACCUCAAGUUCGACUACCAUGAGUUGAAGGAGGGAGAAGGAAAGACGCAAAUAUGCAGUUAGCUCGGAUGAGACUUUCUGAAGGCUGUGAUUUUCAGCUUGUGACGUAUGGUAUCCCCAGCUAAUGAUUCAGCAGGACACUCUAAAUUUAACCCUUGUUUUUAGUGUUGAUUACCUUUGUUUUUAUAUAUUUGGAAUCGAUAAAAUUGAAGUUUGAUUAUGUCUUAUAUUCAGGUUGUGUAAAA
Ipomoea triloba (trilobed morning glory) is the source of this 1175-nucleotide messenger RNA. RefSeq names its product sodium channel modifier 1-like. The transcript has 3 exons. The record is from RefSeq and is a predicted model, not a curated record. Lineage: Eukaryota; Viridiplantae; Streptophyta; Magnoliopsida; Solanales; Convolvulaceae. Bases 55 to 738 code for a protein of 227 amino acids. Gene Ontology annotation, biological process: RNA splicing. Gene Ontology annotation, cellular component: nucleus.